AUGGCCCCCUGGUGCUACUGCCUCCUUGCCCUCCUGAUAAGGAGUCUCUCUGGGACCCCUUCCAACUCCCCAGGUGAAUCAAGGAACCCUUGGGUCACAGCUCCAGUGGCCCCUGGAGAGGUAGUGGAGACUGCAGAUGAGGUAUGCAAGUUCCCAGGACAGCGGCUGAGCUGGUGGCAGCCCCAAGAGUCCUGUGAGCAGCGGUUUGGCCACGUAGUACUGCAGCACCCAGAUGCGGUCCUCACUCCACGGCUGCCUGACCCCAUCUGGGUGGGCAAAAGAGAGGCCCCUCUGCAAAGACCCCCGCAGAGGCGCGCGCGCACCGCGGCCGCACUAACGUUCGGCGAGAGGACCGCGGGCCAGGCGGCGUGUCUCCGGACGCCUCUGCCGGUGCUCGGGGCGCUGACAGCGUGCGUGCACGUGCAGUGGAACGCCGCUUCAUCCGACGCGGCCGUACUCUUCUCCCUGGCUGUACCCGCGCUGGCCAACGCGCUGCAGCUGCGCGCCUUCGCCGAGCCGGGCGGCGCCGUGCACGCGGCGCUCGCGGUGCGCGAGCACCACGCGCCUUUCCGCGCUGCCUUUCGCGCGGAUGGCCGCUGGCACCACGUGUGCGCCACGUGGGAGCAGCUCGGCGGGCGCUGGGCGCUGUUCGCCGACGGGCGGCGACGCGCUGGGGCGCGGGGCCUAGGCGCGAGCCACCCACUGCCACCUGGCGGCAUCCUUGUUCUGGGCCAGGACCAGGAUUCUCUGGGCGGCGGCUUCUAGGCGCGUGACGCCUUCAGCGGCAACCUCACCGACUUCCAUCUGUGGGCCCUGGCGCUGAGCCCCGCGCAGCUGCACCGGGCACGCGCCUGCGCGCCGAACCCCGGCGGCCUGCUCUUCCGCUGGGAUCUGGGGGCCCUGGACGUCACACCCUCGCUGCUACCGCCGGUGCGGGUGCAGCCUCUCUGUCUGGUGCCCUCAGAGUAAUGCCCUACGUAGGACCCUGGACCCCGCACCGAGGGCUUUUUGUUUUGCCUGCAGCCUCUGCACUUCCUCUGCUGCUACUGGACAGAGACCUACCAGCAGCUGCAGGACGCCCAGUCAUGGUCUGGCCAGGAUGUUAUCAGCCAAGUCAAUGCCUUGGCCAAUGCCAUUGUGCUCCUCCCUGACCCUCUCUCUGAAGCCCACGGAGACCUGUCCCUGGCCGAGGCCUCCAGCUUCCUGGGAAUCCUGGAGAGAGUCCUGACAAAGGAGACAGCUCCACUGGGGCCAGCUGCGCUGCUGGCUGUCACGCACUUCCUGAAAAGUGUGGCAGCCCUUGGGACAUGGGAGCCAGAGCCCAUGACUCGGCCCUGGGAGCAGCUGGGCCAGGCCGUCGUGUCUGGGGCCAGCCUGGUCCUGGAGGAGCAGCUGGCUGGUGUGUGGCUGUCAGUCAGCGAGGUCGUGGGCGGACCCAAGGCCCUGGUGGUGAGCGAGCAGCGCCUGGCGCCCCUGCUGAGCACCAUGCUCACCUCUGAGCGGCCCCGAACGCACAUCCAGCACCACCAUGCCGGUGAGCCUGACCACCACCCCCUGGAAUUGCCGAGCCUACGCUUGAGGGAGACCAGCACGGAGGGCCAGGUGUUCACGAUGCCCGGUGGGCAUCCAGAGGGGCCUGGCCACAUCCUCAUCCCUGCUGCUGAAGUGAGGCGGCUCCUCAGGAAAGGCCUCUCUGGAGUCACCAUGAUCCACAGCUGGUUCAGCUCAGGUGUCUUCCAGUACACCCUGGGGGCCCCUGGCCGAGAGCCCCAGGCCCCGGACACCUCUGAAGAGGCAAGCAGAAUGCAGAGGUUCCUAAGCACCCAGGUGGGGUCAGCAAUCAUCUCAUCUGAGGUGUGGGAUGAAACCGGGGAGCCCAACACGGCUGUGACCUUUCACCUGCAACACUGGGCGCAGUCUCCUUUGAGGCCUCCACAUCCCCCUGCAUCGUCUGGCCUCUCUCCUUACUCAGGGGGCUCCUGGGCCACCACUGGCUGCUCCGUGACCGCUCUGUACCAGGACUCAACCGCCUGCUUCUGCAACCACAGCGCCGUCCUGUUGCAGGUGUACGAUGUCCAGAGGGGCCCCGACGGGGGGUCCCUGCUGAGGACGCUCUCGUCUGUGGGCUGCGGUGUGCCCUGUGCCCUCGCCACCACCUUCUUGCUCUUCCUGGUGUCCGGGGUCCCCCAGUCAGAACGAGCCACAGUCCACAAGAACCUCACCUUCUCCCUGGCUUCCGCCGAGGGCUUCCUCGUGGCCAACGAGUGGGCAAAGGCCAACAAGGUGGCGUGUGUGGCCGUCACAGCAGUGAUGCACCUCCUCUCUUUGGUCGUCUUCUCCUGGAUGUUGGCGGAAGGGCUGCCGCUGUGCAGCAAGGUGGUGGCUGUGCGCAUGCGCCUGGGCCCCAGGAAGCCGCUCUGCUAAGCCACAGGCUGGGGCGUGCCUGUGGCCAUGGUGGCCAUCACCCUGGCCGUGUCCCCCCAUGACUACGUGGCCACCGGGCACUGCCGGCUCAAUGUGCACACAGAUGCCAUCUGGGCUUUUGUGGGGCCCGUGCUGGCCGCCAAUACCUGCAUCCUGGUCCGUGUGGUGAUUGUCACCGUGUCCAGGGCCCGCCGCCGUGCCCGCACGCUAAGCCCGCAGCCCUGUGUGCAGCAGCAGAUCCCGAUCCAGAUGUGGGCCACCGUGAAGCCAGUGUUGGUCCUGCUGCCCAUCCUGAGCCUGACCUGGCUGGUCAGCAUGCUGGUGCACCUCAGCCCAGCCUGGGCCUAUGCCACCGUGGGCCUCAAUUCCUUGCAGGUCCUGUGUCCUGGAGCCACAGAGAUGGGUCAGACUAAGCCCUUGUCUUCAGGGGGUUUGCAGAUCUAUGGGGGACCCAGGGGGCCAUACAUCUUCCUGGUCUAUGCAGCCUACAACACGGGGAGAACCCAAAAGACCGGUGUCCCAGUCCUUCUGAGUCUCAGCUUCCCCUUCUGCAAAAUGGGCUGGAGGCGGUCCCUGCAGGCCUGCCUGGAGGGCGCAGGCGCCCUGAAGGCGGUGGGCGUUCCGAAGGGGCCGAGAGGCACCCCCCACCCCCCCCACAUCGGCUUCCAGCCCCCCGCCCCGCCCCCGCAGGCGCAGCGUCUGUGGGAACAAGAGAGCCGCAGCGGUGCCUCUGCACUCAAGCGACAGCGCCUUUGUCUCUGCUGA
Molecule: messenger RNA, 3189 nt
Organism: Orcinus orca (killer whale)
Lineage: Eukaryota; Metazoa; Chordata; Mammalia; Artiodactyla; Delphinidae
Gene: ADGRD2
Product: adhesion G protein-coupled receptor D2
Biological process (GO): adenylate cyclase-activating G protein-coupled receptor signaling pathway; cell surface receptor signaling pathway
Cellular component (GO): membrane
Molecular function (GO): G protein-coupled receptor activity
Source: RefSeq, a predicted model, not a curated record